This is a messenger RNA of Dentiscutata heterogama, 678 nucleotides long. The record is from the annotation of a GenBank genome assembly. NCBI's taxonomy places the organism in Eukaryota, Fungi, Glomeromycota, Glomeromycetes, Diversisporales, Gigasporaceae.
UGCCCUCUUCUUCAGAAAUCACUGGUAAAUCCUCAAAUCAAAACCGUCUCGAUAUUCCAAUUCCUUCAAUCCCAACUCCUUCAAUUCCUAAUGUUCUAUCUAGUGUAGAACCAGCUGUUUCGGCUGUUAGUAGUGCUAUCACCGAUGCUGCAAACACUGCUGCAAAUACUGCCGGGAAUAUUGCUGCAGUAGCCUUGGGUUUAUUAUCUCAGUUAUUAAGUGCUUUCGACAAUUUUAAACCAAGAAGUCCUACUGCUAACGUUUCAGGGUUUUUCACAAUUCCUUAUUUAAUAGCUUUAAUAUUUAAUGCAAUUUCUUUACCUUUAUUAUAUUUUCAUUUUACAAUUAUUGCUGCUUUACUCAUAUUAACUUCUUCCUUACUUAAUAUCAUUGCUUGUUUUUUUGAUCUCUUACUUUUUGUUUGGGUAUUUGAUCUUAUUUCUAUUAUUCCUGGUAUUGGAAGCCAAAAUACUGGUCCUGGCAUUUAUUUGGCUACUAUUAGCGCUUCCUUCUUAACUGUUGCUACUAUUUUAUUAUUUCAUUUUGUUGUCACCGAUGCUGCAAAUACUGCUGCAAAUACUGCCGGGGAUAUUGCUGCAGUAGCCCCGGGUUUAUUAUCUCAGUUAUUAAGUGCUUCCGACAAUUUUAAACCAAGAAGUCCUACUGCUAACGUUUCUG